AUGAACACUGGCUACGGCAACGUCCGAUGGCACGUGACAGUGGCCGAGCCAGACAUAACAAGCUUCGUGCCACAGACUCAAAACAGCCUCCGCGCUGCGAUUGACCACCUGUCAACCAUGCCUACGAAAACUUCCCUCGGCGAGGCCGAAAAGCUCCUGGGCUGGAAGCUGGAAGAAGCUUCUGCCUCUUUUCUUCUUGCUCCCGACAUGCAAGAAUGGUGCGAGCUAGAUUCCUGCACGUUUGACGCAAUGCACGCGCUUUGGUCCAACGGCAUAGUGGGGCAAGAGCUGGGCUACUGGUACACAGCCCUGCGCCGCAAGGCUAACCUCAGCCUCACAGACAUGCGGCGCUACGUAGAGCUAGGCUGGCAUGGAGUCGGGCGGGCGCGGGGCAUAAACCUCUUGAGUCUGUUCACAGUCCACCUUUGGAGGGAGGGGGCCGACUUUCGAGGAGAUGCGGGCCAAGCGCUGUUUGUGCUUUCCAUUUGUGUGCAGUUUGGCGAAGACAUUGCCAUUGGCCUCUGCGCAGACAUGCGCCGGGAGCACUCCUCUCUUGAAGCGUUGCACCGCGUGUGCUUGUGCGUCCUCGAAACGAAGCGCGACACUGCCCAUGGCUCUCAUCUGGCUCGGCUGCAAGCUGAGCACGUCAGAAGCUUUGCGGCUGUCUACGGCGCUGAUAAGGUCCGGCCCAAGCUGCAUUAUUCCUUGCACUUGCAGCAGCAGUGCUGGAAGUGGGGUCGCUUGGUUGACUGCUUCACUUGUGAGAGAAAGCACCGCGCUUUCAAACGUGUCGCAAGAAGGCAACAAAUGCUAGCACGCUUUUCCCAGCAGUGCUUGCUCGAGUUAGCAAGCGCUGAACUCCGCUCCAAGCAGCCAGCCAAGAGGCUUCUGUGGCGCCUGGACGGUCGGACGACUGAGAACGUGGACGUCGGCACUGCGCUGGGCGCCACUGCUCCAGCCACCCUGGCCCCGCGAGCUCUUGGCCCAGACACAAUCUCAAGAGGGGAUGUUUUGAUCCCCUCCCCUGCGGAAGCCUUUGAAGUGCUUGGGGUAACCUCCGUGGACUCGCGCAUCCUUCUGCUGAUCCACGUCUUGGAACCAGCAGACCUUCAUUUCAACACGACCCGGUCGGGACGAUCGAAAUGGACACGCGCGAGCACGCUUAGAUUGCACGCUGUCCAUAUAGAAAGUGUAGCGUCAGCGCCUCGGGCCAUGCACAUGCGCGAAGAGCGCAUUGGCAACACCACGCACAUCUGGCUGCUCGAGUAG
Effrenium voratum is the source of this 1269-nucleotide messenger RNA. The record is from the annotation of a GenBank genome assembly. Lineage: Eukaryota; Dinophyceae; Suessiales; Symbiodiniaceae.